AUGCUUCCAAUCCGUUCACCGCUUUCUCGAUCCUUGGUUGCUGUUGCGUCUAGACCGUCGCAGACGACUGCUGUACGGUUAUGUACGUGUAUGACGGCUCGACGGGGAUUGUCGGUUUAUAGGCCUCCGGUUCGUGCGAAUGCUGUUGUUACACCGGUGGUAGCGAAGUCGAUGGGUGUAAGGACGUAUAUUAAGAAGGCGGAUGAGGUGGAGCCUCUUAAGGUUGUUACGUUUGAAGAGGUCAAGAAGCUUUCUGAUAAUCCGGAUCCUAAAAGAUUGAUUGUCGACGUCCGUGAACCACACGAACUCCAAAAAUCGGGAAUAAUCCCAAACAGUAUCAACGUGCCCUUCAGCACAGCUCCGGACGCAUGGUUCCUCUCCGCAGACUCCUUCGAAGAUAGAUUUGGAUUUUCAAAACCUUCGGAAGAUACCGAGUUGGUGUUUAGUUGUAAAGCCGGGAUUAGGGGUAAUUCGGCGGCUAGGAUUGCGAAAUCGGCGGGGUAUGAGAAUGUGGCUAGUUAUGAGGGCAGUUGGUUGGAUUGGGCGAGGAAUACUGGUGCGCCGACUUAUUGA
Messenger RNA from Orbilia oligospora ATCC 24927, 573 nucleotides. RefSeq lists its product as uncharacterized. Lineage: Eukaryota; Fungi; Ascomycota; Orbiliomycetes; Orbiliales; Orbiliaceae. Gene Ontology annotation, cellular component: mitochondrion. The transcript is spliced from 4 exons. The record is from RefSeq and is a predicted model, not a curated record. Gene Ontology annotation, molecular function: thiosulfate-cyanide sulfurtransferase activity. Bases 1 to 573 code for a protein of 190 amino acids.